Messenger RNA from Bursaphelenchus xylophilus (pine wood nematode), 1846 nucleotides. Lineage: Eukaryota; Metazoa; Nematoda; Chromadorea; Rhabditida; Aphelenchoididae. The record is from the annotation of a GenBank genome assembly.
AUGAAGGUGUCGGAUUUUUUUUGUUUUGUCGUGAAAAUUUUUGAAAAUGUGUUUUGACUGUAAAAGUAUUGUUUUUAUUUUUUAGUGGGUUGUCCUUUCGAUCAUGGACUUCAAUUUCAAGGUGAACGAGGAUUUUAAGAAGUUGGAUGACUCGACUGUGGUCCCAGGGCUAGUUUUGUAUGAAGAUGGAGAUUAUGUUUACCACAAGCCCACAAAUGGUAAGUUGUUUUGUUUUUGGCGUGGAAAACUUAAUGUUUCGUUUUAAAACAUGAAUUUUCAGAAGUGAAGUCUUACGAUCAGAUUCCAAAAGAUCGAUACCUGGUCAAGCCAGAGUAUGCCAAUGAACGGGAAAAAAUGAAGGAUCAAGGUUAGCUCUUUAGACUUUUUUUCCUUAUUUAGGACCGUUUUUUUCCAAAAGUAUCGUAACGCCGCGGCGUAAUAUUGCAGCGAAGGGCAUGGAGGCCAUUUCCAAAGGGGAACUUUGUGUUCUGGUUCUUUGUGGCGGCCAGGCAACUCGUCUUGGGGCUGAUAGACCAAAGGGGACCUUCGAGUUGGGUCUAGAAAAACCUUUUAAUACUCUUCUUCGAUAUCAAGCAGCUCAGAUUGUCCGGUUGAAGGAAUUGGCGAAGAACAGAUAUCCUAGUUCGGACCCCAAGAUUCUGUGGUAUAUUAUGGUUAGUAAGAGCACUCAUAAAGCCAUCAAAGAGCAUAUUGAUGAUUUGUGCACUGAUCUGGAUUUCCCACGUGAUGACAUUGUAAUCUUUGAGCAGCAAGAGAUUCCGGCUUUCAGCUUUGAAGGGAAGAAAUUCUUGCAAAAGGAUGGAACUUAUUUUAUGGCUCCUAGUAAGUCACUUUUGCGUUAAUUUUUGUUUUAAAAUUUUAGGGACAUUUUUGGGAAUUGUUUUUUACCGUGUAAUUUUAGAUGGUAACGGAGGUCUCUACGACUCUCUCAGGCCACAUCUUUCCGAAUUAGAAAGCAGCGGAGUCCGGUACGUCCACGUCUAUUGUGUUGAUAACAUCCUUUGUCGAGUCGGAGAUCCCAUUUUCCUUUCCAAGUUCAUCGAAAAAGAGGCUGAUUGUGCUGCCAAGGUGAGAAUACACCAGAAUUAUCGAUUAUAAACUUUUGAGCAAUUCUGAUAUGAAAUCGAUUUACCUUUGAUAUUUGCAGGUUGUGGAAAAGAAAGUUCCCUCAGAGAAGGUUGGGGUUAUCUGUUUGGAGAAUGGAAAACCAACAGUUGUAGAAUAUACGGAGCUCCCGAAGGAGUUGGCAGCAGAGAGAACAGACGAUGGAAAACUGAAAUACCGCGCCGGAUCAAUCGCGAAUCAUUUGUUCUCUCUCGAUUUCCUGAAAGAAGCUUGCCAACUUCAUCUCCCUUAUCACAUUGCCAGAAAAAAGAUCCCUUUCUAUGAUCCGGUGAUGGACAUGGUCUUUCAUAAAACUAUCAACAGAGAGAAUGGAGUCAAAUUGGAGAGAUUCAUUUUUGAUGUUUUCCCGGCUUCAAAGUAAGCAUUUUACAUUUUUUUAAAGAAUUCGUAUAAUACUUGAGACCUGAUUUUUUUUUAUUUGAUGAUUUUAUGUUUCAGAAACUUUCUUGUGUUCCAAGUUGAACGGUCAGACGAGUUCUCCCCUCUGAAGAACCCUGACAGCGCCGGAGUCGACUGUCCUUCUACCUGUCGCAGAGAUUUGUCAAAUCUUCACGCAAAAUGGCUGCAGCAGGCUGGAAUUAUCCUCGAAAAGGAGAUCUUGUUCAUCUCCCCGCUCAGAACAUACGAUGGUGAAGGUCUAAGCUCCGAGGAAACGGCGGUCAGCGCCGGUGGAUACUUUGAUUUCUUUUUAAAACAUUAG